AUGGCUACUACACAGAUGACCCCUUCCAAGAAGGCUGCCAACGCCAUGUCAAAUCUUAAAGUUAACGACAUUACUGCUGCAAAGAACAUGACCUCAUCCUUCCAGAAGGUCAGCACAGACAGUCCCAAGAAAGACUUGAAGACCAUCGAGACCACCGAACCUGAGCUCGACGAGCCCCUUCUUAGGGAGAAUAAGCAACGCUUUGUUUUGUUUCCCAUCAAGUACAAUGACAUUUGGCAAAUGUACAAGAAAGCUGAGGCCUCUUUCUGGGUUGCAGAGGAGAUUGAUCUCUCAAAGGAUCUCAACGAUUGGAAUAACCGUAUGAACGAUGAUGAGCGUUACUUUAUUUCGCAUGUUCUCGCUUUCUUUGCCGCCUCUGACGGCAUUGUCAAUGAGAACCUCGUCCAGCGCUUCAGUAAUGAAGUCCAAAUUCCCGAGGCCCGUUGCUUUUAUGGAUUUCAGAUCAUGAUGGAGAACAUUCACUCUGAGACGUACUCCCUUCUCAUUGAUACGUACAUCAAGGACCAGAAGCAGAGGACCUACCUGUUCGAUGCUGUUGACACCAUCCCUUGCAUCAAGAAGAAGGCCGACUGGGCCAUCAGGUGGAUCGAGGACAAGAAUUCAACUUUCGCUCAGCGCCUAGUCGCAUUUGCUGCUGUCGAGGGUAUUUUCUUCAGCGGCUCUUUCGCCUCAAUCUUCUGGCUCAAAAAGCGUGGCUUGAUGCCUGGCUUGUCAUUCUCCAACGAGCUCAUUUCUCGUGAUGAAGGUCUUCACACCGAUUUCGCCUGUCUUCUCUUCAACCAUUUGAACAACCGUCCUAGUAAGCAGGCUGUUCAGGACAUCAUCACUGAGGCCGUUGGGAUCGAGCAAGAAUUUUUGACCGAGGCUCUUCCUUGCGGGCUUCUCGGGAUGAAUGCUAAGCUUAUGAAACAAUACAUCGAGUUUGUGGCGGAUAGACUUCUUCUAUCUCUCGGAAAUGACAAGUUCUAUAACUCCACCAACCCUUUCGAUUUCAUGGAGUCUAUCUCCCUUGCAGGAAAGACCAAUUUCUUUGAGAAGCGUGUCGGUGACUACCAGAAGGCUGGUGUGAUGGCCUCCACCACCAAGAAAGAUACUGCGUCCGAGGACGAGGAUGAUGAGAGCAACGGCAUCCGAUUCGAUGAAGAUUUCUAG
Messenger RNA from Morchella importuna, 1173 nucleotides. RefSeq lists its product as uncharacterized. Gene Ontology annotation, biological process: deoxyribonucleotide biosynthetic process. Lineage: Eukaryota; Fungi; Ascomycota; Pezizomycetes; Pezizales; Morchellaceae. The record is from RefSeq and is a predicted model, not a curated record. Gene Ontology annotation, molecular function: oxidoreductase activity. Bases 1 to 1173 code for a protein of 390 amino acids. The transcript is spliced from 3 exons.